CCCCCAUGGACAUGCUGGACCCGGGUCUGGAUCCCGCUGCCUCGGCCACCGCCGCCGCCGCCGCCGCCAGCCACGACAAGGGACCCGAGGCCGAGGAGGGCGUCGAGCUGCAGGAAGGCGGGGACGGCCCCGGGGCAGAGGAGCAGACGGCGGUGGCCAUCGCCAGCGUCCAGCAGGCGGCGUUCGGCGACCACAACAUCCAGUACCAGUUCCGCACAGAGAAUAAUGGAGGACAGGUGACAUACCGCGUAGUCCAGGUGACUGAUGGUCAGCUGGACGGCCAGGGCGACGCGGCUGGCGCCGUCAGCGUCGUGUCCACCGCUGCCUUCGCGGGGGGGCAGCAGGCUGUGACCCAGGUGGGUGUGGACGGGGCAGCCCAGCGCCCUGGCCCCACCGCUGCCUCUGUGCCCUCGGGUCCCGCAGCACCCUUCCCGCUGGCUGUAAUCCAAAAUCCCUUCAGCAAUGGUGGCAGCCCAGCAGCUGAGGCUGUCAGCGGAGAGGCACGGUUUGCCUAUUUCCCAGCAUCCAGUGUGGGAGAUACCACAGCUGUGUCCGUACAGACCACAGACCAGAGUUUGCAGGCCGGAGGACAGUUCUAUGUCAUGAUGACACCCCAGGAUGUGCUCCAGACAGGGACACAGAGGACGAUUGCACCCCGGACACACCCCUAUUCUCCAAAAAUCGAUGGAACCAGAACACCCCGGGAUGAGAGAAGGAGAGCUCAGCACAAUGAAGUGGAGCGGAGGCGGAGGGAUAAGAUCAACAACUGGAUCGUCCAGCUUUCAAAAAUCAUUCCAGAUUGUAAUGCAGACAACAGUAAAACGGGAGCGAGUAAAGGGGGCAUCCUGUCGAAGGCCUGUGAUUACAUCCGGGAGCUACGCCAGACCAACCAGCGCAUGCAGGAAACCUUCAAGGAGGCUGAGCGGCUGCAGAUGGACAAUGAGCUCCUAAGGCAGCAGAUUGAGGAGCUGAAGAAUGAGAAUGCCCUGCUUCGAGCCCAGCUACAGCAGCACAACCUGGAGAUGGUGGGCGAGAGCACCCGGCAGUGAUGCCCGCCUAGCCCUGCCUCCACAGUGCAGCUGCCGCUGGUCCUGCUGCCCUUCCCCCAGCCCUUAGCACAGAGAGGGACAGAUGCCCCUCCCCCAGCUGCGUUUUUUUAUAGUAGAUUUUUAACAAAAAUGAGGAGACAUAAUGCAUUUCUGUGGAAACAUUGCCCACCGCCCUCCUCUGUGCGGAAAUGAUUCCUCACCUGCCCGUCUGUCCAUCAGUCUCCCUUCUCGGCCCUCACCAGGCCUGGCUCUUCUUGUGGGCUCACUGGGAGGCACGAGGGAGGAGGACAGAGGCCCCACUGCCCACUGCCUCCUUGGUCUCUAGAGGUACUGAGACAGGGUGCUUAUGGGAAGGAGGGCACUUUGGGGGGCCUUCCCCAGGGCCUGGACCUAUGCAGGGAGGCCACAUCCCCCACCCCUCUCGUUUCUGGAUCCCUGCUCCCCUCUGGGUAUGUGUGUGUGCGCGCGUGGGCGAGUGUGUGUGUGUGUGUUUUAAUUUUCUUUAUGGAAAAAUGGACGACAAAAAAAAAAUAGAGAGAGAGGUAUUUAACUGCAAUAAACUGGCCCUAUGUGGCCCCCGCCUUG
Jaculus jaculus (lesser Egyptian jerboa) is the source of this 1634-nucleotide messenger RNA. RefSeq names its product upstream transcription factor 2, c-fos interacting (gene Usf2). The transcript has 10 exons. The coding region runs from base 6 to 1049 and encodes 347 amino acids. Gene Ontology annotation, biological process: regulation of transcription by RNA polymerase II. The record is from RefSeq and is a predicted model, not a curated record. Lineage: Eukaryota; Metazoa; Chordata; Mammalia; Rodentia; Dipodidae. Gene Ontology annotation, molecular function: DNA-binding transcription factor activity, RNA polymerase II-specific; protein dimerization activity; RNA polymerase II cis-regulatory region sequence-specific DNA binding.